GGCAAGGGCUCCAUCCGUUCGCCGUGGCGGACGAUUCAACUGGCGGACACGCCGUCGGGCCUCGCCGCUUCGACGAUGCUCCUCAACCUCAACGAGCCGUCGAAGAUCGCCGAGACGUCGUGGAUCACGCCCGGCAAGUAUGUCGGCGUCUGGUGGGAGAUGCACGUCAACCGCGCGACUUGGGGCUCCGGCGAUCGCCACGGGGCCACCACCGACAACGUCAAACGCUACAUCGAUUUCGCCGCGAAGAAUGGAUUCAAGGGCGUGCUCGUCGAGGGCUGGAACGUCGGCUGGGAUGGCGACUGGAUCCAGAACGGCGAUAAGUUCAGCUUCACCGAGCCUUACCCCGACUUCGACAUCGAAGAGCUCGCCCGCUACGCCGCCGACCGUGACGUGAGUCUCGUGGGUCACCACGAGACGGCCGGCGCGGUCUCACAUUACGAGGCGCAGCUCGAAGACGCCUUCGACCUCUACGAGCGGCUCGGCGUCAAAGCAGUGAAAACCGGCUACGUGAUGUUCGGCCAGGGCAUCCGCCGCAUCGACGAGAACGGCGUCGAGCAGAAGGAAUGGAGCCAUGGCCAGUUCAUGGUCCGCCAUCACCAGAAGGUGAUCGAGUCGGCCGCCAAGCAUCGCAUCAUGGUCGUCGCCCACGAAGGGAUCAAAGACACCGGCCUGCGUCGCACGUGGCCCAACGCGAUGAGCCGAGAGUGCGCACGCGGCCAGGAGUACAACGCCUGGAGCGGCGACUCCCGUAACCCGCCCGAGCACGAGUCCAUCCUCGCCUACACACGGAUGCUGUCGGGACCGAUGGACUACACGCCCGGCGUCUUCGACAUCACGCUCUCGACCGGCGUUGAUCGUCAGAACGACCGCAUCCCCAGCACGCUCGCCAAACAGCUCGCGUUGUACGUCGUGCUCUACGCGCCACUGCAAAUGGCUUGCGACUUCCCCGAGGUCUACGAGCAGCAUCCGGACGCGUUCCAGUUUAUCUGCGACGUGCCGACCGAUUGGGAGAAGACCCUGGCGCUCGACGGUGUGAUCGGCGACUACGUCGUUACCGCCCGUAAAGAACGCGGCGCCGACAAUUGGUGCCUAGGCGCGAUCAGCGACGAAGAGCCCCGAACGCUGGAAGUCCCGCUGUCGUUCCUCGACCCGGGCGUCGCCUACGAAGCCCAGGUCUACCGCGACGCCGACGACGCCGACUGGCUCAAGAACCCGACGGCCUACGUCGUCGAAUCCCUGAAGGUGAGCGCCGACACGAUCCUUUCGGUCCGCUUGGCGCCAGGCGGCGGCCAAGCCAUCCGCUUCAUGCCGCUCGACACUGUGCGCGUCAGUGCGGACGGAACCACCGCGAAGCUCUUCAACCCACUGUCGCUGCUGCGCGCCUUUGGCUUGGCCGUGUUGCUAGGCGUCUCGUCGCUGGGCGGCGCCCAAUCCGUCUCCAGCCCCGCGAUCUUGCAGAUCUACGAGGCGCGUUGGGACCUGAUCGAAGAGCGGAUGGCCGACAUCCACGCCGUCGGCUACGGCCGCAUGUGGGUGCCGCCGCCGACGCUGUCGUUCGAGGGGGGCUCGCAGGCCUCGGUCGGCUACGACGUGUUCGACCGUUUCAACCUCGGCGAGCCGCGGGCGGAGACACGCUACGGCACCAGCGAGGGCUUCCGCGCGAUGGUCCAGUCAGCCCACAACGCCGCGGUGGCGGUGAACCCCGACCUGAUCUGGAACCACAACGCCUUCCGCGACCGCUACGACACGGGCUUUGUGAAUGCCGGCGGCUAUCCCGGCUUCGCCGUGACGCUCCCUGGCGACAUCAACGGUGAUUUCCACGACCCCAGCGCGUCGGGCGAUAUCCAGGGCCGCAUCUCCGGCCUGAACGACAUCGCCCAAGAGAAGAACCACCAAUUCAUCCGCCACCCAACCCAGGUCGGCAACCCGAACAACAUCCCCGCCGGCACGGUCUUCAACCAUCCCGACCCGAACAACGCCCGCCUCUACCCCGACCAAGGGCUCGGCGGGAUCAACGUCAUCGACGGCCGCGGUAACCCGACGACGCUCUACAACUUCAAUGCCGACAACCCGCUCGCCGGCGACCCGGUGAUGGAGAACGCGGUCGGCCUCUUGAUGCGAAACGUGCGCUGGAUGAUCCAGGAGUACGACGUCGAUGGCUUCCGCAUGGACGCCAUCAAGCACUUCGAGGCGCAGUACCUGCAAGACUUCGACACCGCAUCGUACUUGGCCAAGCGGACGCCGCUGCUCGACGGCAGCCCGAACCACAUCUACACGUUCGGCGAGGCGUUCGACGGCAACAAGGCCUUCUUGCAGACCUUCAUCCGCCGCGACAUCGACAACAACAACCCCGGCGUCGUCAGCGGCAACCGCGACGUCCUCGACUUUUCGCUCUUCUUCGCCCUGCGUGACAACCUCACGUCGAACGGCUUGGCGAACAACUGGCACAACAUCAAGAAGGCGCCCGUCGAUCUGAACGACGACGGACUGAUGAACGGCAGCCAGGGCGUCGCCUUCGUCGAGAGCCACGACUCGACCGGCGCCGCCCUCGGCAACGUCGCCCACGCCUACACGCUGAUGCUGCCGGGCGAGUCGAUCGUUUACAUGAACUCCGACGCCAUCCCCGGCGAGACGUUCCCCCAUGCGGGCCGCAACGACGCCCUCGGCGGCUUCCAUGGCGACGCGAUCACCAAGCUCGUCGACAUCCGCAACAGCCACGGCCGCGGCGAUUUUCAAGAACGCUGGCUCGACGACGCCUUCAACCCCAACGGGUUCUCGAACGUCUACGUCUACGAGCGACUCAACUCGGCAGUCGUGGGCCUCAACAGCCGCAACGAUGGCGCCAUCGAGACCCGCAACGGCGUGCAAACGGCCUUCGCUCCAGGAACCGUCCUC
Messenger RNA from Symbiodinium sp. CCMP2456, 2898 nucleotides. The record is from the annotation of a GenBank genome assembly. NCBI's taxonomy places the organism in Eukaryota, Dinophyceae, Suessiales, Symbiodiniaceae.